AUGGCUAACAAUUCCACCUCCCCAGUUAACCAUGGCCAGUGCCUAUCCGACACUUGGUCGAGGUGUGUGACAGGGACUGUCACCGCAGCGCACACCUUCGAGUUGACCAAUUUCUCGCUCCUCGAAGGCAGCAUGGGUAUCGGCAAGUACGUCGAUUCCAGCACUUUCAGCGUCGGCGGCCAUGACUGGAACAUCAGGGUCUACCCCGAUGGAUGGAAGGAGGAUGAUGAUGAUUAUGUGUCAGUCUUCUUAAAUCUCGAAAGAGGAGCAGUUGGUGUGAGGGUGAAGUACAGUAUGAGUUCACUGGACAAACAUGGCCAUGUAUCCAAGGUACGAGACGACAUUCACACCUUCGAGUGGACCAACGGCUUUCGGGGUUGGAGCAAGUACAUGGACAAAUGCAAGCUGCAACCGCUGCUGGAUCUCAACAAUGAUUGCUUUACAAUCAGAUGCGAUUUGACCGUCAACCAGGAUCCUCGAACGGAAGCUGUUGCAAGCACCAUCGUAGUUCCACAGCCGAACUUGCAGCAGCAUUUUGAGCACAUGCUGAAGGACGGCAGAGGAACAGACGUGACGUUCAGCGUGGCCGGCGAACUGUUCCGUGCCCACCGAUGUGUGCUGGCCGCACGGUCUCUGGUGUUCCAGGCCGAGCUCUUCGGUCCAGUGAAGGAAGAAGCUACGCAGCCAAUCAGGAUCGACGACAUGGAGCCUACCAUCUUUGAGGCGCUUCUUCACUUCAUCUACACAGAUAGAUGCAACGUUGGUGAAAAUGUGGCGAUGCAGCACCUGCUGGUCGCCGCAGAUCGAUAUGGGCUGGAUAGGCUGAAGGCGAUCUGCGAGGACAAGCUGUGCCAUGCCAUUGAUGUGGAGACGGUUGCUACCACCAUCACCCUAGCGGAGCAGCACCAGUCCGUGCAGCUCAAGGAUGGCUGCCUCAGGUUUAUCAUCGCUUCCCGUGACGUGCUUGGUGCUGUUAUGAAGACAGAAGGGUUUAAGCAUCUCGUCGCAAGCUGCCCUUUGGUGUUGAAGGAGAUAUUAGACAAGAUGGCCGGAGCUAAAUAAGGUAGUCGAUAGGUGGUGAU
Molecule: messenger RNA, 1082 nt
Organism: Sorghum bicolor (sorghum)
Lineage: Eukaryota; Viridiplantae; Streptophyta; Magnoliopsida; Poales; Poaceae
Product: BTB/POZ and MATH domain-containing protein 2
Exons: 1
Coding region: 1-1062 (353 amino acids)
Biological process (GO): protein ubiquitination
Molecular function (GO): protein binding
Source: RefSeq, a predicted model, not a curated record